This is a messenger RNA of Bufo bufo (common toad), 3052 nucleotides long. It is a transcript of the gene TNFRSF21, whose product is annotated as TNF receptor superfamily member 21. The record is from RefSeq and is a predicted model, not a curated record. The transcript has 6 exons. Gene Ontology annotation, biological process: negative regulation of T cell proliferation; adaptive immune response; oligodendrocyte apoptotic process. Gene Ontology annotation, molecular function: protein binding. NCBI's taxonomy places the organism in Eukaryota, Metazoa, Chordata, Amphibia, Anura, Bufonidae. Bases 196 to 2040 code for a protein of 614 amino acids.
CUGUCACUUUCGGCUCAUUCCUGUGCUGUCCUCGGAGAUCGGCAGCUCCAGCACAACGAUGGCCGCCCGCCUGUGUGCCAUCCUGCCCCGCGUACCUUCCCGCAGCCAGCCCGCACUGCCGGGGCUCUGGAGCUCCUGUCCUCGGCCAGGAUUCUGCUGAGACCCGCACGGAGCAUGAGCUAACCCCCGGCACUGAUGGGACCGGCCAUGGGGGCGACCUGGGAGAGGAAGGGCAUCAGCGCCCGGGCAUCUGCUGCUGCUGGCAUCUGCCUACUGGUGAUUCUGCUUUUUCAUCUUGAACCCAUGGGAGCUGAGUCGGUGCUUUCUGAUAAAAAGACCAUUCUACCAUCUGGGAAGUAUUUGUAUACCAAUCCUGUGUCGAAGAUAAAUGUAACAUGUGACAAAUGUCCAGCUGGCACAUACGUGUCCAAACACUGUACCAAGUUUGCCCUUCGAGAGUGUAGCCCUUGCCCCAAUGGCACCUUCACAAGACACGAGAAUGGGAAUGACAGGUGUCAUAAUUGUAGUCCACCAUGUGAACCGCCCAUGGUGGUGAAAAUGCCUUGUUCUGCCUUGUCUGACCGUGAGUGCUCAUGCCCAUCUGCAACAUACCUCCUCAAUGGUACCUGUGUCAAUCACACCAUGUGCCCCAUAGGAUGGGGUGUGAGGAAAAAGGGAAGCGAGACUGAAAAUGUCAAAUGUAAGACAUGUGCCCACGGUACUUAUUCUGACGUGCCUUCAAGUACUUUGAGAUGUAAGACCCAUACCAACUGCUCAGCUCUGGGCCUGAUGGUCCUGAAGCCUGGUACAAAUGACCGAGACAAUAUAUGUGGACCUCUCCCUUCAUCCCCAUCCAAAGAUUUCAAUUCUCUACCCGCUGAAUAUGAGCCGACAGAUGUUUACAACAAUACUGAAAAGAAUGAAACGGAAUACUUGAACAUAACGGAAGAUCAGGGCAUGGGACACCAGCUGCAGACUCCAGACAGAAGGCCUCCACAGAUGGCAGUUGAUCUUCAGCAACCUGGUGUAUCAGGAAAUAACGAUGAAGGACUCAACACCAUUUAUAAGACCACUAGAAGGGGACCUCCUCGUCAAGUUCCCCACCACUUUGACAUCAACGAGCACCUACCUUGGAUGAUUGUACUUUUUCUUCUGCUGGUACUAGUGAUCAUUGUGGUUUGCAGUGUCCGGAAGAGUUCCCGCACGCUCAAAAAAGGACCAAAGCAGGACCCGAGCUCCAUUGUGGAAAAAGCCGGCUUCAAGAAGUCUACGGCAUUGACCCAGAACAGGGAGAAGUGGAUCUACUACUGCAAUGGGCAUGGGAUCGACAUUCUGAAGUUGGUGGCAGCUCAGGUGGGCAGCCAGUGGCAAGAUAUCUAUCAGUUCCUUUGCAACGCCAAUGAGCACGAGGUGGCAGCAUUUUCCAAUGGCUACGCAGCGGAUCACGAGCGAGCCUACGCAGCUUUACAGCACUGGACUGUACGAGGGCCUGAGGCCAGCCUGGCCAAGCUGAUCAGUGCUUUACGCCAGCAUCGGCGCAAUGACGUGGUGGAGAAGAUCCGUGGCCUCAUGGAGGAUACUGUACAGAUAGAAGAUGACAAGCCAACCCUUCAAGUAAAUCCUAACCAGCCAAUGUCAACUCAGGAUCCUUCCCUCAAGGCACCCGACUCUGCCACCCUGAUGAUAGAACCAUCUCCACUGGAUAAGAACAAAAGCUUCUUUGCCGAUGAGUCAGAACCUCUCCUGCGAUGCGACUCUACAUCUAGUGGUUCCUCUGCUCUUAGCAGAACAGGCUCCUUUAUAACCAAAGAAAAAAAAGACACGGUACUCCGCCAAGUUCGCUUGGACCCUUGUGAUCUGCAGCCGAUCUUCGAUGACAUGCUACCCAUCCUCAGUCCUGAAGACAUCCGCAUUAUUGAUCAAAUACCACAGGCUGAAGAUAAACUAGAUCGUCUCUUUGAGAUAGCCGGCGUUAAGAGCCAGGAGGCCAGCCAAAAACUCCUCGACUCGGUCUACAGCCACCUCCCUGACCUGCUGUAGUCCUGGUAAUGUCUACAAUAAACUACUUGCCUUGAAUGACAGAAAGAGCGGGUACCUUGCUUCUCUAGGCCAGUCUUAACAAAAUGUCAUCUCCGCUUAUUGCAUUCACCCAACUUCAGUAACCGUGGCAUUGAUCGGGAUGCCAUGCGUGCUGCAAACGUAUGUUGGAUUUGCAGCUCUGUACAUAUCAUGGCCAUUUUCACUUCACGGGAAUUCACUUCACCUCGUUUGCAUAGCAGCCGCUAUUGUUUGUUCCACAUGACGUGUAGCCAUGGAGGAACUCUGGAGUCUAGAAGGCAUUCCACCACACAAAGUACACAAAUGUCUGGAAACGUUGCGUUGCGUAAUGCAGACCACUCUUGGCACCACUCGUAUCUUCUGGUUUCCUAUAUAUCGCUGACCUUUGGGCUGAUGAUUAUAAUAAAGGGGAGGGAGAUGAUAAUCUAAUAACCUGCCCUCCUGAGCUGCUGAUGAGACUUACAAUGCAUGGUACUUACCUUUUAUCACAGCCGGUACAAGAAUAUAGGUUUUAUGAUUCCUCAUGAAUGGUUCUAAAAUGAUGCAGUCUUCUUGGUCACCACAUCUCCAACCCCACCUACCCUUGAGGGACUCUCGCUUCAUUGUUAGACCUGUUUUGGCAGGUUUUUCCUUCUUUGAAAAGGCUUAAAAGGUUAAUUUUUUGGUUAUUGGUCUGUUUCUUGAAAAAUAAGGUAAAAAAUACAAAUUUUUUUGUCAUAUUUAGUCAGCUGAACUAGUUUUUCUCAGGAUGAGAGUACCUGCCAUUUAUUUAAUAAUGUUUUUUGUUUUUGCUUGACAAGGUAACAUAUCACCCUCCCAUGGUGGCAGGAUCUAUUUUGUGGGCUAAACCAAUGCUUACUAGCAUGGUCAUGAAUACGCUGGACAUUGGCCCCCAAAAUGGCCGCCUUGUCUUUGUUUAGCUGACAGAUGCCCUUAAACUUUAAGUCAAGGAGAUAUCGGGCAGAUAUGUUGCUACCAUCAAUGAUAUAAGGGG